GUAUUGAUGAAGCGGCAAGAGAAGAUUGCUAGAAGACUGUAGCUUGACGCACAAGACUUGUUCAUACUUUGAGAUGAGUUUUUUUUUUUUUUUUGGCACGGAAGCUUUGUAGAUACUAGGAAGUUAAAACUUACGUAUUUGUAUUUGUAUUUGUAUGGUGUUAAGAGUAUAGAAUGUUCUAAAUAAAUACAAAAGCGUUGGUGAGUUAGGAUCUUGUAACGCCUGUGGGAAACGAGAAGUAUAUCAUCGUUUACAUCGACAGUGGCUGACACGUUCAGGAAGUUGUGAGGUCUUCAAUUACAAAUGCUGACACUUGCCCAAAGUUUUUAGUUUUUACUCAAAGUAUUCUCCUCUCUCUCUCCCUCAUCUUCUUGUUUCCUUCAAAUGCUUCAAAAUUUCAAGCAUUGGUUUUUAUUAUAUAUGCACAAACUCAACCUCGUACGACUUUGAAGAUAGGAUAUGGAACGUGGAGGCUUCCAUGGCUACGGUAAGUUGAACACCACCAACAAUCCAGCGAAGUUUUUGAUGGCGGAGAGCAGCAGCAUGCAGCUAUCAGAACUCAACCACCCUAACAAAACCGCUAACGGCGGGGGAGAAGAGGAGUGCACGGUGAGAGAGCAAGACAGGUUCAUGCCUAUCGCCAACGUGAUACGGAUCAUGCGCAGGAUCUUACCUGCACACGCCAAGAUCUCUGACGACUCCAAGGAGACGAUCCAAGAAUGCGUCUCCGAGUACAUCAGCUUCGUAACGGGAGAGGCCAACGAGCGUUGCCAGCGGGAACAGCGCAAGACCAUCACCGCCGAGGAUGUCUUGUGGGCGAUGAGCAAGCUCGGUUUCGAUGAUUACAUCGAACCCCUCACGUUGUACCUCCACCGCUACAGAGAGCUGGAGGGUGGUGAUAGAGGGGUUAGCUACAAUGCUGUUGGUUCCGUUAGCAUGACCAAUGGCAUGGUUGUCAAGAGGCCUAAUGGUAUCGAGUACGGAGGAGCUUAUGGUGGGACUAUGCCAGGGAUUCACAUGGCGUAUCGUCAUCAGAAUGGGUUUGUUUACAAUGGUAAUGAACCUAAUUCUAGAAUGGGUGGUGGUUCAUCAUCUGCAUCAAGUGUAUUUCCAACUCAGCAACAAAAGUACUGAGAAGAAGAAUCAUAACUGUUCUAGUUCAUGAAUUCAAAGUUUUAAGCAUAAACAAUGAUAUGCUUUAUCUAUGUAUCUUCUCCUUCAACGAACCUGGUGUGUCAAUAAAAGUAUCAGUUCCAAACAACAU
Messenger RNA from Raphanus sativus (radish), 1264 nucleotides. Its product is annotated as nuclear transcription factor Y subunit B-6-like. Gene Ontology annotation, molecular function: RNA polymerase II cis-regulatory region sequence-specific DNA binding; DNA-binding transcription activator activity, RNA polymerase II-specific; protein heterodimerization activity. The record is from RefSeq and is a predicted model, not a curated record. The coding region runs from base 460 to 1134 and encodes 224 amino acids. The transcript is spliced from 2 exons. Lineage: Eukaryota; Viridiplantae; Streptophyta; Magnoliopsida; Brassicales; Brassicaceae. Gene Ontology annotation, cellular component: CCAAT-binding factor complex; nucleus. Gene Ontology annotation, biological process: regulation of transcription by RNA polymerase II.